CCCAGCAGUGCCCCCACCUGUGCCCAGCAGUGCACCCACCUGUGCCACUCUGCAGUGCCACCUACCUGUGCCCAGAAGUGCCACCUACAUGUGCCCAGCAGUGCCACCCACCUGUGCCCACCCACCUGUGCCCACCAGUGCCACCCACCUGUGCCCACCCACCAGUGCAGCCCAGCAGUGCUGCCAGUCAGUGCCACCAGUCAUCAGUGCCGUCUAUCAGUGCCGCCUAUCAGUGCUGCAUAUCAGUGCCGCCUAUCCGUGACCCCUAAUUAGUGCUGUCUAUCAGUGCCGCCUAUCCGUGCCACCUCAUUAGUACUGCCUAUC
Messenger RNA from Staurois parvus, 324 nucleotides. The record is from the annotation of a GenBank genome assembly. NCBI's taxonomy places the organism in Eukaryota, Metazoa, Chordata, Amphibia, Anura, Ranidae.